Messenger RNA from Daphnia pulicaria, 2148 nucleotides. RefSeq names its product HEAT repeat-containing protein 3-like. The transcript is spliced from 7 exons. Lineage: Eukaryota; Metazoa; Arthropoda; Branchiopoda; Diplostraca; Daphniidae. Gene Ontology annotation, biological process: protein import into nucleus; ribosomal large subunit biogenesis. The record is from RefSeq and is a predicted model, not a curated record. Bases 158 to 2098 code for a protein of 646 amino acids.
UAAACAUUUAUUAUUUCGUCUGCUAAUCAAACAUGUGCUCUGACAUAUUGGAAGGCUCUUGUGCGGGAGAUCGUUUCUGAUUUUUCGUUAUCAUAGUUACUUGUACGAAACUUGGAUAACAUAAUUUUUCUCCAUAUUGUUAACUUUGUCAGCUAGGAUGGGGAAAUCCAAAUCGAAUCGACAUAACAAGCAAGUUCGUGAUAAUCCCACUGGAAUCGCUAAUAAAUCUGACUCUGAAGAAAUUGUGAUGGAUUGUGCUGUCAAGAGUCCUUAUACUGGAACUGUCCUCUCGUCAGAAACCCUAAAGUCUUUUUCAAGACAGUUACAAAGUUCAUCAGCAGAAGAGCGGGACUGUGCUUGCCAUGCAUUAGCAGGAUUGAUAAGAAAUAAUGAGGAUUCAUGUGCAGCAUUACAAGAAGGACUAAUAAAAGUUCUUGGUCCUCUGUUGCUGGAUACAAGUGCCUCCGUUUGUCAUUCUACUGCUUCAGCACUUCAUACAAUAAUUUCAAAAGGAGGAGAUCAAGCGAUCAAACUUGCCAUUGAACACGACAUUUUAACACCACUGAUUGCUUUAUUAAAGAGAAUCCCAUCACAGUGGAAACCUCAUAAAGCAUCUGGCGACAAAAUUGAUACUUCUACAGCCACCUUUAUAGAAACAGUUGCAACACUAAAUCUUCUCUCCGAAAGCAGCACUCUAGCUGUUGACCGGAUGCAUCGCGAAAAUAUAGUUUCGAUGUUAAUUUCGUAUUUGGACGUAAAUGCGUAUGGCUUGGAUGUUGUUUCGUCGGUUGUCCAGUUCCUCAGCACAGUAACUGAAGAACAGGGUGAUACUGACUACACAGAAGUUUUGAAAAAAGAGAUUAUUUCGAAAUUCCUCAAUGUGAAAGAAUCUAGCCCUUUGUUGAGAACUCUAUCACUUAUGAUACUUCUUAACUUGAACCAUCAGCAGUUAAAUUCAGAAUUGGGACAGUCAACUCAAGAUAUUAUAAAUAUCCUGACUUCUUCUCUUUGCCUUGAUCAAAGGAAGGCAGCGUCUUCAGUGGUCGAUCAUUUACCGACAACUCAAGAUGAAAACGGUGGGGAUGCAAUGGAAGAAGAUUCUUUGGCCUCUAAGUUACACGAUUCUGUCGAAGCUGCCGAAGAAUUAAUCUCUGCUCAAAUAAAAUCUCUUGAAAUAUUAACCAAUAUUUGUUGCUCUGGAGAUGACGGCGACUCGGAUGAAUUCUACGAAGAUGAAUCCAUUAGCGAUGAAUCACUGGGUAAUGAAGGAUUUCAAGAAAGCCUUAUAGACUUGAAUCCAGAGUUGAAGAAAGCUUUCAUCGAUGCGCGACUAUUUCAACUGGUUAUUGAAAAAGCAAAAUUACCGGCAACGAAUAUAAUUGAAGCCUUAAAUCAGCACCCAACAGGAAAAUCUCUUAUUAAACGUUACGAAGCGCUCCAAUGUAUGGGGUUCUUGUGUUUAAGUAACAUGGUGAUGGUUUUCGAAGUUGACGAUAUUGGUGGCAGCAAGGAUUUAUUCGACAUUUGGUGUGGCUUAGCAGUCGUGGCUUUCCAGGGUAGUAAGUCGGAACAGAUGCUGGGAAGUGCAACUGCUUCUAUGCGUGCCAUAAUUCGAAAAUUGUCGUAUCAUAAAGACAUAGUCAACCUUUUGAAGUUAGAAGACAUCACUCUCCUCUGUCAGAGAGUUGUAGACUGUUCUCAUCCUCAGUCAAAAGUGAAUUUGCUUCAGAUUCUCGGCACACUUGGUUCAAUGGCAGCUGGAGUUGAACCACCCAUAUUGGAACCUCGAUCUUCAAUUGUUCGCGGAAUCGGUCAAAUCCUUCUCGACACUGCUUGCCUUUCUCCUGACUUGUGGAUUACAGCUGAAGCUAUGGAUGCCUUAUUUGAUGUUUUCAAGGAGGAUCACACAGACCCAAUUGUUGGAGAUAUUCAACUGGUGGAGCGUUUAAGAACAUUGGCACCCACUUUCAAGCAUCGUGUCCAUUCACAACGUCGUAGCCUACCGGCGGAUCAUCUCCCAGUUGUUAUGACUGCUAGAGACAAUCUACUCCGCUUCAUCAAGUAUAAGACAAAGCAACGAUCGUUAGCUAAUCGAUAAUGUAAUGUAUGAAUUGUUGAAGCUUUAACAAAAGUUGCUAUUGGACUGUU